Messenger RNA from Ahaetulla prasina, 1994 nucleotides. It is a transcript of the gene TOR2A, whose product is annotated as torsin family 2 member A. Bases 146 to 1123 code for a protein of 325 amino acids. The transcript is spliced from 5 exons. Gene Ontology annotation, cellular component: endoplasmic reticulum lumen; nuclear envelope. The record is from RefSeq and is a predicted model, not a curated record. Gene Ontology annotation, molecular function: ATP binding; ATP hydrolysis activity. Lineage: Eukaryota; Metazoa; Chordata; Lepidosauria; Squamata; Colubridae.
CAGCUGCGUGGCGGAAGCGGGGAAUUUCAUUCGCUCCCCUCCUGCGAGCACGAGCCUGGCCGCGGGGCAGGCCGGGAGUUGGGGGCCGCCGCACGAAGGGACGCGGGAGCGCGCUUCCCGACCCUCUCGCGGGCGGAGAGCCAGCAUGGAGAGGGGCGGGGGCGCCUUCGCGGGAACGCGGCUGCCGCUCUUACUGCUUCUGCUGCCUCUGCCGGGGUCGAUGCUCUCGGGCGCCCUCUGGGGGCCGAGCGCCUGGCAUUGCAGCCUCUCGGCGUCCUGCGAAUGCGAGUUCUUGCCGGAUUUAACGGGUCUCGAGUGCGAAUUAGCCCUGCGCCUUGUAGGACAGCCUCUGGCCAGGCAGCUGGUCAUCCAAGGCCUGAAGAGCUUCGUGCAGGACCCUGAGCCCGCCAAGCCCCUGGUCCUGUCCUUCCACGGCUCGACGGGUACCGGGAAGACCUACCUGAGCUCCCUGCUGGCCCGGUACCUCUUCCGGAUGGGUCUCCGGACCCCUUACGUCCACCGCUUCUCCCCGCUGGUUCAUUUUCCCCACGCGGAUCACCUCCAGCAAUACAAGGACGACCUUAGAAACUGGAUCCAGGGGAAUCUCACGCAGUGUGGUCGAUCUCUCUUUCUCUUCGACGACAUGGACGAUCUGCAGCCCGGCUUGAUCGACGUCGUUGCCCCCUUCCUGGGAUCUUCCUGGGUGGUUUUCGGAACCAACUAUCGGAAAGCCAUCUUCGUCUUUAUCAGCAAUACGGGAGCGGAGAGGAUUAGCCGGAUGGCUUUGGAGUUCUGGCGAAACCGCAGAGACCGCGAGGAGAUCAGCCGCCAGGAUCUGGAAGCGUCCAUUUUGGAGGCCAUUUUUAAAGACCCCCAAAACGGAUUCUCAAGAUCCGAGAUUCUGGAGCAAAACCUGAUCGACGUCUUUGUCCCCUUCCUCCCGCUGCGACAGCACCACGUGAAGCAGUGCGUGGUCAACGAGAUGGCCGGCCAGGGUCUCACCCCUCGCCCGGAGGUCGUGGAAGGCGUGGCCGACAGCUUUUCGUACUUCCCCGAGGAAGAAAAAAUCUUCUCGGCCACCGGAUGCAAAACUGUCUCUUCCCGCAUCCCGUUUUUCCUAUGAACCCCUUUGGGGGGGCAGGCGUUUUUCGGUCCAGAAUGGAGUUUACGGUUUUCGUCCAAGCGGAGACCAAUUUGCGGGUCUGCGAAAAAGUCAGCUCGAAGGACUUUAAGGACGGGCCUUUCGAAAAAGCAAAAAGAAUAAUGCUGGCUCGAUCAAACAUUUUCCUCCCCUUACAAGUGACCCGGAUUCUGGAUUAUUUUUUGAACUCCCCAAAAAGGAUGAUUUUGUGAUGCGUUAUGCGAGGAAUCUCGUCUGCUUUUAAAACACGGUUUCUCGGAUGUUUUACAGAUUCCUGCCUUUAAGCGCAGUUGAAUUAAUUCGUUUUUCUGCGGGUUCUUAAAAUCCUACCUCUCAAGGAUUUUUCUGUUGGUUUUAUUUUUUUAAAAACCCAAUAAGCUGUAUUUUACCAUUCUAAUUCAAGAAUGGGGGUGGGGGUUUUCUUGGUUUUUUUCUUUUUGUUUUGCAGGGAAUUCCCUGUGGGUGUCAACCCGAACUUGAUGGACCGAGAUGCGAGUUGUUGCAAAAAAGGUGACACCAAAACGCAGCUACUUUUAAAAAAGACUUCACAUCAACCACGAGGGAUUGUUUUUCUCAGGAGUUUCAAGAAAGCACCACCCAAAGAUAAUCUAUUUUUCUCUUUCUUUUUUUUUUUUUCUAUCCCUUUUGGUGCAGAGAGAAAAAUGACCAACUUGAAGAGUUAAGAGAGUCGGAAUAACAUAUUGAAAUCCUGCUCUGUUUGAGUGCUGCUAGCUUUAAAAGGCAGGGAAGAUGAGAAGUAGCGAUUUAUUAUUUUUUUUAUCGUGUAAAUGUAUGGUGGCUGAGCGAAGCUAGGCCAUCACGAGGCGUGCCGUCCACAUUCGAAUCCAUGGCC